Messenger RNA from Haplochromis burtoni (Burton's mouthbrooder), 343 nucleotides. RefSeq names its product palmdelphin. Gene Ontology annotation, biological process: regulation of cell shape. Gene Ontology annotation, cellular component: cytoplasm; membrane. The record is from RefSeq and is a predicted model, not a curated record. Lineage: Eukaryota; Metazoa; Chordata; Actinopteri; Cichliformes; Cichlidae.
CCCGCCCACCUGUACCUGUGGGCUGUCUGAGGAGUCCUGCGUGACAGCCACGAGAAAAGACCAUCCUCUGGUCUCUGUGUUGAUCCUGAAGCAGUAUGGAGGAGAGUGACCUGCUCCAGGAGAGGCUCCAGGCCAUCACUCAGAAGCAUCGAAUUCAAGAGGACAUUAAAAAGAAGAAAGUGAAACUCGAUCAAGAGAAAUUCAAACUGCAACAUCUGAAGAAAAAGGCUCUGAGAGAGCAGUGGCUGCUGCGAGACUCCCAUAAUGGAGUCGACUGCACACAGCAGCAGAGCUUUCUGUCUGACCGGGAACACACCAGAGCCCUGCAGCUCAGCAUCCACAG